UCUCCGGAGUAGUCUGAAGUUUCCAGAGGACCCUGAGUCGCCCCCCAACCAAGCCCUCUGUCCCUUAGCCCAGAAAAGAACUCUUGUGUAAAGCUUCUCUUUUUUUGCUUUGCCCCCUCCCCAUCCCCAGUCCCCAUCUCUUCCCUUCCCUAGGACCUAACCUUCUCCCAGUUGGGCCAAGACUUCCCUGAAUCUCCCUGCAUCACCUCUCUCCCCCUCCCCAUCCCUCAGUUCCCCUGAAUGGAGCCAGGGAGAUGUGGUGGGGGGGGCCGGGGCCGGAGCUUCAACAUUCCCCCACAGAAGGAGCCAAACAUGGGGCUCUUACGCCCAAAGUCCAUGCAGGUGAGUGGGAUGGAAGAGUCAAGGAGUCCACAGACUAGCGGUUGCCCAGCUCUUCGAUGCCUCCCAGGGGAACAGGUCUUGGCCUGGGCACCAGGAGUGAGAAGGGGGCUAGAACCUGAAUUGCCUGGGACCCUGAUAUGUACCAACCAGAGAGUGUUGUUCCGCCCCCAAGGCUGGCAAGGGAGGCAGGACUCUAUACUGAGCAGUGACUAUGAUUUUGCUCUCAGCAAUAUUGGACGGUUAGAAGCUGUAAGUGGCCUAGGCAGGCCCCAGAUCCUUCGUCCAGGGUCUCUGCUCAAGUUCAUGCCUGAUGAAAUUCUAAUUCAUGGACGAGACUUCCGGCUUCUAAGAGUUGGCUUCGGAGAGGGGGGGCUGGAGCCCCUUGCCUUUAGGGUGGCCAUGGCGAUAAUCCAGGCUAGAGCACAGAACGGUCAAGCCCAACAGUAUGAUGGAAUGACUCUGAGCAAAGCUUGUUGUGGCCUGGGCCCCAGUGAGCCACCUGUUCCCCUCUUAGAGACCCCUGAGGACUGGGAGGCUGAACGGAAGAAGCAUGGGGCCAGAGGCUGGAGGGUCAGCACAGUAAAUGAGAGAUUCGAUGUGUCUACCAGUCUCUCUCGAUACUUCUGGGUCCCUAGACAGACACUGGACAGCGAAGUCAGAAAGGCAUUUGGUCACUUCCAUCAGGGUCGUGGACCGCGCCUAUGCUGGCAUCAUCCUGGAGGCAGUGAUCUUCUCCGCUCUGGUGGCUUUUAUGAAGCCAGUGAUCCUAAUAGAGAGGAUAUCAGGGCAGUGGAGUUACUACUUCAGGCUGGGCAUUCGGAUAUUGUCCUGGUAGAUACUGUGGAUGAGCUCCCCAGCCUUGCAGAUAUCCAGCUUGCCCACCUGAGGCUUCGGGCCCUCUGCCUGCCUGAUGCAGCUGAUGAAAAAUGGCUUUCAGCUCUGGAGGGAACGAGAUGGCUGGACCAUGUCAGGUCCUGUCUCCGAAAGGCCAGUGACAUUUCGGUGCUAGUGACCUCCAGGGUCCGAUCUGUAGUCCUUCAAGAACAAGGUGACCGUGACCUCAAUGGCCUCCUUUCUUCACUUGUCCAGCUCCUUUCGGCCCCUGGAGCUCGGACCCUGUAUGGCCUCCAGACAAUUGUCCAGCGAGAGUGGGUGGCAGCUGGACACCCUUUCCUGACCCGUCUGGGAGGGUCCGGGGGAAGUGAGGAGGCCCCAGUGUUCCUUCUUUUCCUCGACUGCCUCUGGCAGCUGGUCCAUCAGUUUCCAGCAGAGUUUGAAUUCUCAGAAUUCUUCCUCCUGGCCCUUCAUGAUAGUGUCAGGGUUCCUGACACUCCCACCUUCCUGAGAGACACCCCCUGGGAACGGGCAAAGCAGAGUGGCCAGUUCAGCUCCUAUACCAAGGUCUAUACACCAGGAUCCCCUCAGUCUCCAGUUGGAGACCUUGUCCCCAGACCACUGACCGUCUGGGACUGGGGUCUUCGAUAUAGCCAUCAGCAGAUACUUCAGUUCUAUAAUCCCUGUUAUGAACCACACCACUGCUCAGAUUCCUAUCCCCCUAAAGAACAGCCAACUCCAGUGACUCCUGGCCCUCCACGAUCCAUAUUUCUCUUCUCUCGGGGAACUCUGACCCCACUGAACCAGCUCUGUCCUUGGCGGGAUGGUUUUUCCUCACUGACAUCCUCAUCACGAUGGCACCUCCGACAUAAUACAUCUUCUGAUAGCCUGGCUGACCAGGAGUGGGGACUCCCUCCUCACUGGGGGCCCUCCCCUUUGCCUCCAGGACUUCUGCUGCCUGGAUUCCUAGGGCCCCAGAUCAGACUCUGGAGACGCUGCUACUUAAGAGGGCGGCCUGAGGUCCAGACAGGUCUAUCAGCCCCGACAGUCUCUGGACUCUUGGAUGAGCUGGCCCAGCUCCAGGAGCUGCUGAGGACAUGGUCAUCAGGUGCAUUACCUGGGGUUCAGACGAAGACCAAAGACCCAGAUACCCCCCUGUCUCCAUCCCGAUGAGAUGUCUGGCCCUCUUUAAGACUUUGGUUUUCUUUGAUCUUCAAGAUCUUCCCUUUACCUUAACCUCCACCCUCUUCAUUUCUCUAAUCGCCGAACAAGCUAAAUAAGAUUUAACCUGCUAUUCCUGCCCUUCCUCCAGCCCAUAAACACAGGACCAGAUUUUGAUCUGGAAGGGACCUUAGAGAUCUAGUCUUAUUCUAAAAUGGGCUAACUGGCUGUUUGGUGCAUUGGGGAACACAUAGAACUGAGGCUCAAGAGAGCUGGGUAUUCUUGUCAUGGCUCUGACUCUGUAUGACCUUGAGCAAAUCACAUUUCUUGACCUCAUUUUCUUAAUCUGUAAAAUAAAUAUGUACAGAGU
This is a messenger RNA of Vombatus ursinus (common wombat), 2707 nucleotides long. RefSeq names its product myotubularin-related protein 11-like. Lineage: Eukaryota; Metazoa; Chordata; Mammalia; Diprotodontia; Vombatidae. Bases 241 to 2349 code for a protein of 702 amino acids. The transcript has 17 exons. The record is from RefSeq and is a predicted model, not a curated record.